AUGGAUGAUUUUCAGGUCGUUUCGUUCAACGACCUCCUAUCGCACUGCGUCCAGAGAUGUGUCGUGGAUUGGCGCUGCUUCUGCUACCGGCAGGUAAACGACGAGUCGUACGUCGACAGCCAUGCGCGCACUGGGAUCAUCCAGUUCGCGAGGGCGCAGCGCGAGGUGUUCCUGAAGCUGUACGUGCUGUACCGGUUCAUGCGUGAGCAGCGCAAGCUGGACAAGCUCCUGGAAAACACGUACUCCUUCGAGAGCUACCUCGACAACUGCGGCCGGGACGUGGCGCUUAACCUGAGGAAGGUGCAGCAACUGGAGCUGCUGGUGCCGUGCCCCAACACCGCGCUGGCCGUCGACCUGCUUUCGACCGGCCGGUAUACACGCAUGCCCCUGAUGCUGCAGCAGCUCGCGGAGUCGGCCACCACCAACUCGGUGCCGCUGCCACCCCUGAGCCCGGAGGAGGCCGACCCGACCAUGGAACGCAUAUACAGCGAGUACCGCAUGCAGUUCCGGAGAUCGGAGUGCAGCCGCAAGCAGGUUGUGGUUGAGUACAACAACGCGCAGUGCACGCUCACGCGGGAGGGGAUGUUCAGAGUGACCCUUGUGUACGACUUUUACUUGUGGCAGGUGCUGCUGGCCGUGCCCACGCUGCUGGAGCGCUUCGGGUGCAGCACCGAGGGCGAAACGCGGGGCACGUUCCUCUCGCUGUUGAUGUAUGCCGUGGCGAUCCACAACACCACAAACGAUCGGAAUAUCUUCGACGUGGUGUACGAGUGCGCGAACCUGUACGUCGGGAAGAUAAUAAUGGAACGGCUGAAAGGCCAAGCUGUGGACUACAGGUCGCUCAGACUCAUGGUGACGGACUACACCUAUUACGUGUCGUCGGAGCCGGAGCGUUCGCUCCUCUCGUGCUCAGACGUGGAAAUAAACGACCAGCAAAGGCUGGUGCUGGACGUCAAAACCUUCCCUGGGUUCAAGGAGGGCGAUGUCGAGUCCAUCACGCUGCGGUUCGAAAUGGACGGGCGCGGCGACAUCAGCGUGGCGACGCUGGAGCUGCCCGGCAUGAUCGCCGAGAGCGACAUCACUGAGCACCGACUUGACCAGUGGCUGGACGUCUUGGCUAAUCGCCUCGAGCGGUACCAGCUCGACAAACUGGAUAACAGCAAAUACGUUUUCAUGAACUACGCCACGGGCUCACUCAACCUCAAGGGGCUCCCGGCGCCCUUCACCCUGGCCGAGUCACAGCCUCUGAUGCAAUGCAUGCACGUUAGAGAGGCGCUGAUGCAGGUGGGCAACGGAGAAGAGCCCUGCCAAGACCUAUCCCGGGUGUUGCUGCGCGACUUCUGGCGCAACAAACCGUGCGAGUUUUGCGCACCUUCCGACAAUGACGAGCAGGCGGAAACGCGGCCGAAAGCAGCAUCGUCUCGUGACAUUAUCUCGCUCUACUUACAAGACCCCAAUGGCGCGUUAGGUGUCCUCAGCGAGCGGCUGCGGGAGUUGGUUAUUGACUUCUGGAUUUACCUGGCGGAAAAGCCGACCCCUGUGCACGGCGCCGUCGCCUACCGGGUCGACAAAACGUUCGACUUUGUAAGCAAGGACGACAUGCAACUCUACUUCACCGCCUUCGCACACUACGGGUCGAUUGCCGGGCGGGCGCUUCUGAUCGUCAAGGGAUCGGCGCUGCAGGGCGUAAUCAGGCUGACGGACGACCUAUCGCAGUAUGCGGGCUCGCGUAACAUGGUGUUGGGGUUGGUUAACCUGGCGUCUAAGGUAUCGCAUCUAUACGGGUUUACGACCAAGCCGCUCGCGCCGGCCGACCAAACGAUCGUCGCGCUGCUGAGGGGCAUAAUGCUAACGGUCAACUACAUGGGCGUGUGCGACUGCGUCAGCCAUAACGGAGUAACGUCGCGUUUCAACUCCACGGAAGCCGCGUACAGCUUCCUGAAGACCAUGAUGACGAUGGGAUAG
Babesia bigemina is the source of this 1965-nucleotide messenger RNA. RefSeq lists its product as hypothetical. Bases 1 to 1965 code for a protein of 654 amino acids. Gene Ontology annotation, biological process: regulation of transcription by RNA polymerase II. The transcript has a single exon. Lineage: Eukaryota; Apicomplexa; Aconoidasida; Piroplasmida; Babesiidae. Gene Ontology annotation, cellular component: mediator complex. The record is from RefSeq and is a predicted model, not a curated record. Gene Ontology annotation, molecular function: transcription coregulator activity.